Trichobilharzia szidati is the source of this 1009-nucleotide messenger RNA. Lineage: Eukaryota; Metazoa; Platyhelminthes; Trematoda; Strigeidida; Schistosomatidae. The record is from the annotation of a GenBank genome assembly.
AGAUAGGUAAGAAUAUUCGCGGACUGUGAUUUGGCCAGAAAUAUUCACAUUUAUUCCAUCAGGCUGCAAUCUGCCUAAAAGUGCUAGUCUUGAAUCACCUUCUCUUAAAAUUGGACAUUGAAUUGAGUGUUUAACUGAGUUGCUACUCUAGAAUUGUCUAGCGUGCAGUUACUUUGCUUACUAACAUGUCGGGUGACCACUCAGUUGCUGUUCAACCUCCAGUCUUGUGGGCUCAGAGAAAUGAUUGCUUGUAUAUCACAAUAAGUCUCACUGAUAUAAAGAAAAAAACAAUCGAUAUCAAAGACCAGUCAUUGGAGUUCAGAGCUAAUGCUGGCAAAGACAAACAAACUGACUACGAAGUGAAGCUUGAUUUUUAUGCACCAGUUUGCACAGAAGACCCCAAGAUUUCCGCAUCUGGUCGUGAAGUUGUACUGUGUAUCAAAAAGAAAGAACCAGGCUCAUGGCCUCGCCUUCUCUCUCAGAAGACUAAAUGCGCCUGGCUAAAGACCGAUUUCAGCCGCUGGAAAGAUGAAGAUGACUCCGAACCUGAUAUGGAUGGAAACAAUUUCUCUAGUAUGCUCUCUCAGAUGUCAAAUUUCAAUGAUUAUGGUGGCGAUGAUGGAGUGGAUGGAGACCUGGAUUCUGAUGACGAAGAUCUCCCUGAUCUCGAGGUGCCGAGCACGGAUGCUGAAAAACUCGAAAAGAAUGGAACUGAAGGAGAAGAAGAAGAGGAGAAGAAACCAGAGAUUAAGGCCUAGGAAAUCACUUGAGUGAACAGCCCAAAUAUCACACGACGGUAGUCCGUAAACCGUCUGUACAUGAGCAUUUUUACAACUCUGCACCAUUAACUAUGUUCUUAUUACAAUUCUUAACAGAAUAAUUCUGCUUUUUAUUGCUUUGUCAUGGUACAUUUGUUCACUGUAUUUUCAUCAUUAUAUUUCUAGGUUCUCAUUAAUCAUUCACAUUCGUGUGUACUUCUUUUCGUAGCAGUAGCCCAUAUGACAUGCAG